Archocentrus centrarchus (flier cichlid) is the source of this 1301-nucleotide messenger RNA. Its product is annotated as H-2 class II histocompatibility antigen, E-S beta chain-like. The transcript is spliced from 7 exons. Lineage: Eukaryota; Metazoa; Chordata; Actinopteri; Cichliformes; Cichlidae. The record is from RefSeq and is a predicted model, not a curated record. Bases 71 to 862 code for a protein of 263 amino acids. Gene Ontology annotation, cellular component: membrane; MHC class II protein complex. Gene Ontology annotation, biological process: antigen processing and presentation; immune response.
UGCUGCAGGUCAUGUGACCUGUGCUCUGGUUCUUAGAGCCGCUCUCAGUCAGUCAGGAGAGCUCAGGAACAUGGCUUCAUCCUUCCUCUGCUUCACCCUCCUCUUCAUCACCAUCCACACUGCAGAUGGUUUCAUGCAGUAUAUGGUGAGUCGCUGUGUGUUUAACUCCACUGAGCUGAAGGACAUCGAGUUCAUCCAAUCUUUCUACUACAACAAGAUGGAGGUCAACAGGUUCAGCAGCAGUGUGGGGAAGUUUGUUGGAUACACUGAGUUUGGAGUGAAGAAUGCAGAGUACUGGAACAAUGACCCUUCAAUCCUGAGUCAAGAGAGAGCUUCUAAGGAGACGUACUGCCAACGCAACAUUGGGAACUCGUACAGAAAUAUUCUGACUAAAUCAGCUGCUCCAUCAUUAUUGUCUCCACAGAAAUAUUUCCUUUGUUUUCAGCCCUACGUCAGACUUCGGUCCACGACGCCUCUCUCCAGCCACCAUCCUGCCAUGUUGGUCUGCAGCGUCUACGACUUCUACCCCAGUGAGAUCAAAGUGAGCUGGCUCAGAGAUGGACAGGAAAUCACCUCUGAUGUCACUUCCACUGAGGAGAUGGCAGAUGGUGAUUGGUACUACCAGGUCCACUCCCACCUGGAGUACACGCCCAGGUCUGGAGAGAAGAUCUCCUGUGUGGUGGAGCACGCCAGCCUGAAGGAACCUCUGAGAACUGACUGGGACCCGUCCAUGCCUGAGUCAGAGAGGAACAAGCUCGCCAUCGGAGCCUCAGGACUGAUCCUGGGUCUGAUCUUAUCUCUGGCUGGAUUCAUCUACUACAAGAGGAAGGCCCGAGGUCAUAUCCUGGUUCCCACUAACUGAUCCUGGUCCUGUUUGUGUCUGAUGGAAUAAGAAGCAGCUGCUUCCUGUGUUCAGCAGACUGAUGAUCUGUCUGAACCUGAUCCAGGACAUCCCAGUGAACACCACAACAACCAGCAGCAGUACUGAGAUGGUCCUGGAUCAGAUUUCAUGUGGACUCUGCUGUUUGAUGCUUUACUGUGUAACUGCUGAGUCCAUGUAAUCCAGAUCUCAGUGAUUUUGGUCUCUCUGCUUAUCUGAUUCACAUUUAUAGAUUUUUACUGGACGUCUUCAAACCAAAAUAAACAGAAACUCUCAGCUGAGUGUUUUACCUGCAUCAUCAUGUUAAUGUCACAGUGGAGCUCUUACUGAUGUCACAGAAACCAGUUUAUGGACCAGUUCAAACCAGUUUAAACACUGAGGGAUUUCCACUGUCCUGCAGGAUGAAUCAAAGUUCUCCUGG